Zootermopsis nevadensis is the source of this 2118-nucleotide messenger RNA. Lineage: Eukaryota; Metazoa; Arthropoda; Insecta; Blattodea; Termopsidae. The record is from RefSeq and is a predicted model, not a curated record.
GCCAGAAGUAACACUCCAAGGCAUCAGUACAUUUUGGUAUCAUCCUCAAGUAACUUCAGUUGGUGAACAUCGAAACAACUGCAUCAUACAACCAUGAAGGUAAUGAGCGUCACAUCAGCCAUUCUCCUGGCCGUGGUUCUUGUCUCGGCUGAACCAGAACCACCGCGGUUCCGCGGAGGUUCCUACGGCGCCCCUUCAGAAGUCGAGGAAGCACCGUACGCACCGUCCGGGUGGCGCCCGUCAGGACGUCAGUUCCUGUUACCCAUUCGACAGACCUACUACGCCCCACCGGCAGCUUAUGGAACGCCAACCACCGAGCAGGCGACCACCACCACAGAGCAGCCAACUACCACUGAAGUUCCCGACACAACCGAGCAGGCGUUAACGCCCGAGUUUGCUGAUGGCAAUGGUGCCGACCCUAGCAGGACCUUCAGGGAGCGAGAUGGCCAAAGUAGCGGUGCCUACCACAUCCUGCUCCCUGAUGGACGUCUUCAGCGAGUCAUCUUCACGACAUCUCCCAACCAGCCCAGCGGUGCCUUGGCAGCGAAUGGUAACCCCAGCGGUGCCUUCCCAGCGUAUGGUAACACCAGUGGUACCUUGCCAGCGAAUGGUAACCCCAGCAGUGCCUUCCCAACGAAUGGUAACCCCAGCAGUGCCUUCCCAACGAAUGGUAACCCCAGGGGUGCCUUCCCAGCGUAUGGUGCCCCUUCUCAAGGUUAUGUAGCUCAAGUCCAAUAUCAGGACGUAGAGCCCAUCCAGUCCCCAAUCUACGCAUUUAGUUCCCCUAUCAUUCGAAUAUUCAAAUAAAUUCGCCGUUGACAACUACAUGUAACGUUUGCAAAUACAUUCUAAUUAGUCGUCAUGAAUCACUGAAAGGGAAAACUAAUAUAAUUCUAUGAAACAAACUUCAGACAAUUAUAAGUUAUUAAAAUUAUUAUUAUUUUAAGCUGGAAUGUAUCUAAAUAUCCAGACCAUGCUGUAGGUGAUAAUUAUUAUUGCACCUGUUAUAAUUGGCAGAAUUUUAUUACGUAUAUUAAAAUUCUGCCACGGAACAGCCAAUAAAUGCAACACAACUUUUUUCCACUGAGGAAUUUCUAGCCGAAUGUUUACGAAAUUGUCCUCGGUGGUAUUUCAGGCAGAUAAUCAUCUGGAUGAAUAUUCCUAUGAUGAAUGAAGUGUUCUUGAUACUCUUUAGUUAAUAGAACUACUCUCUACGUAGCUCUAUGAUUAAUAUUAAUUAAAUUACAUCCAUAUAUAUAUAUAUAUAUAUAUAAAGAAAUAAAUCUAUGUUUGUGGGGUUAUGUCCCCAAAUUUGUAAAGCAAACCCAAAAAUGCACUUGACUUACUUAUGAAAAGAAGAACUGUGGUAUAUCAUUUCUUAUUUAGACUUGCUUAAAAUUAAAAACCCUCUCAGUUCUUGAAGACUAAUAACAAGAAAUUUAAAUGGCUAACGGUAUUUGCAAACUGUCCGCUUGUUGAUGUUUUAUCAUAUGAUGACGUGCACCUGGAAAUAGGAUAAUAGUUAAAUAUUACAUUUGUUAUUAAUGAUCCCAACAUUUCAAUCUAACACUUGUAAUCCUGUUUUCAAUAUUGUAACUUGUGAAAAAUGAAUAUAUAACUUCACGAAAGAACCAAAAUAAACGAUGUAAAUCAAAUCUAUCUUGAUAAUAAAUAUUGCAUUUCAACAACAAAAACAACAGCGUGCAUCAACAUUUGUGUAAUCACUAAUAACGAGCAAGUUGGCAUUUGUGGUGGUAACAAAUUUACUCAUCACGUAAAAUCUCGGAAAGCUAACAUUUUAACCAGUCUGUUUAUCAAUUUAAAUUUGAAUUUGUUUUUGGACACUCUGAACAGAAUCUCCUGUACAUAAAACCAAAAUGCGUAGUUUGUAACUCUUGUACGAUCAAGAUACCUAUUCUGUAAACUUCUCAAAAACAAGUCAAAAUGUUACUUGCUUUCCUGCUAACAUAAUACCAAGAUAUACAAAUUGUAAAUAAUCAUUAUAAAUCAUCCUGAAGUUGUAGAGCAUUAUUCACAAUGUCCAGUAAAUUCUAUACACACCCCCAUCCCAUUAUUCAUACUCGACUGCCGCAAUAAAGAUUAGUGGAGGGACAAAUA